Molecule: messenger RNA, 4161 nt
Organism: Halichondria panicea
Lineage: Eukaryota; Metazoa; Porifera; Demospongiae; Suberitida; Halichondriidae
Product: filamin-A-like
Exons: 5
Coding region: 43-4014 (1323 amino acids)
Biological process (GO): actin cytoskeleton organization
Molecular function (GO): actin filament binding
Source: RefSeq, a predicted model, not a curated record
GUGGGGCUGGUACACAAGUUUAAUAGUAGCUAGCUGAUUAAAAUGACUACCUUUGCGUUAUCCCCACCUCCUAUUGGACACUGGCCAGACAAUGGCCAGAUUUCCUCCAGAAGUGUGGCAUCAUUGCAGACGACUGGCUCGGCAGUGCAUUUCUCUGAGGCUGGUGACAGCUAUUCAACUACUACCCUUCUCUCUCCAACACUCAGUCUGCACACAGAGCUGGAGCCCUAUUAUGAGGGACUGGAAUCUGCCAAUAGCUUUACAGCAAUGGACAGGUCCAUGUGCAGUACAGAGCAAAUUACCUUCACCAACUGGGUGAAUGACCGUAUCAAGCCUGGCAAAGCUACCAUAAAGGCUGGACUGCACCUGGUUACCCUGCGCAAGGUGGCUGACCUAGGGACAGACCUGGGAGAUGGUAUCAUACUCAUCAAGUUGCUCGAGAACCUGACAAAGAAGAAGAUCAGAGGGUACACUAAGAACCCGAAGGUAACAGCUCACAAGAUGGUCAACCUAGACCUGGUGUUUGAUUUCCUACAUAAAGAGAAAAUCAAAGUCAUUGGAAUUGGGAGCCACAACAUCUUCAACGGUGACCUCAAGCUCAUUCUGGGGCUUAUUUGGACCCUCGUUCAGAAAUACCAGCUCAGAAUGAUAGGCACUCGUGUCUCCACCAAGGUGGUCAUGGUGGAAUGGUUGCAAGCCCUCCUACCCUCCUGGAAAAUAUCCAACGUCACAUCUGAUUGGAGCGAUGGAAGAGCUUUGGUUGCACUAAUCAACGAGGUGAAACCAGGAUUGGCCUCUAACGUCAUGACCCUUGACCCCACCAAGCGUCGUGGUAACUGUCUCCUCGGAUUAAAAGUCGCUCACGAUCAUCUCAAGAUCCCCAAACUGAUAUCGGCUGACGACCUAUCCAACUCUUCAAUGGAUGAACUGAGCAUGAUGACGUAUCUCUCGUACUUUGUAGAGCCAGCCAAAGCUCAACUGCUCAAGUGGGUCAAGAAACAAAUCCCCCAUAUUGGUGUGUCCAACUUCAUCAGUGAUUGGUCGGAUGGACGGGCCCUCGCUGCACUCACUGAAGCACGGUUCCCCUACCUUCUACCAGAGGCUUUUGGAGAUGCUAUAAAUCCCGAGAAAAGAGUAGAAAACAUUCAGACGAUUUUCGAUGCUUGCGACAGGAGAUUAGGCAUUCAACCCAACCUGAAGCCCGAUCAGCUAGCCAAGGCGCAAGUGGAGGAGCUGCAAGUUAUGACCUAUAUCCUGCGGCUGAGAACGGGACAACUAAGAGCUCUACCGGACGAGAUACGAGUAACUGGAGAUGGUAUUUCGAAGGCUACCACUCUCAAACAGACACGGUUCCAGAUUGACACAACCCAAGCAGGUCCAGGGAAACUAUCCAUCGAUGCCUACUACAAUGAUGGGGAGAAAGUCAAGUUCUCGUUCAGUGAAAUAUCUCCUGCAGUGGCCAUGAUCUCGUACACCCCACCGUCCUCUGGUACCAUCCAUAUCGACAUCCUCUGGUCCGACACUCCCAUUCCAAACAGCCCAUUCACAAUCAACGUCACCGAUUCCACUCUCAUACGUUUCAUCGACUUUGAGCACCACUCGAAGCUUUGCCGAGUCAACGUCCCCAUCUCCCUGAGUCUCCAGGCUAAGAAGGCUGGGCCUGGAACACUAGAGGCCAGUUUGGACUACAACGAUGGGACCGAAAUCAAAGCCCUCGUUCGGAAGCAACCAGACUCCACUCUAACACUCGAAUACACACCCACAAAACCAGGCAAACCUGUUCUCAGAGUAUUCUGGAACUGUGAUGAGCUCCGUCAUUUGUCGAUACCCUACACGGUUGUGGAUAGCGGCAACUAUCGAGUGACAAAGAAACCAAUCAAGAAAAUCUAUCGUACGUUUGAAGGAGCUACGUUCAGUAUUGCAGCUGAGGGAGCCUCUCUUGAUGUACUGCUCAUGACGGCUUUCCUCGAUGAUAUACAGAUCCCUAUCCGAUUCAAGAAGAUCGACGGUAACAAAGGUGAUGCUACGUUCACGCCCACACUGCCUGGAGUGUAUCGUAUUGAAGUGGCCUGUGUCAACAUGCUCGUUGAGGGUAGUCCAUUCCAAGUGGAAGUGGCAGACCCCUCUCAAUGCAAGCCGGUGGGUUUGCUUCCCAAGUACUUAAAGAUGGGAGAUCCAUACAAGUUCACUGUGGACAUGAAGAACGCUGGAGUUGGAGAUUUGGAGUUUGUCUCAGCAGACGGUGUGGGAGCAGCACCAUUCGAUACUGUUGUGCUUCCUGUCAACAAGAACGGUAUGCAAACGCUCGAAGUUACACCACAGAAAAGUGGUGAUUACCUCGUCGGAAUACAAUUCCAUGACUCGUUUAUUCCAAGCAAUCCGUUCCGAGUUACCGUAUGCGAUCCAAAAAAGUGCCGAGCUGGCGGAAACCUCAAGACAGGUGUUGUUGGAAAGCCAGUGGAAUUCAAAGUUGUCAUAAUGGGCAAAGAAAGCGAUGAAAUCAAGCCAACGGUGAAAGCUUCCGGACCAAGUGCAAAGUACACGGCUGACAUUCGCUCUACUGAUGAAUACACAUAUGCUGUUCGAUUCACACCGUGGGAAGUUGGUAAUCACGAGAUCACUAUACAAUACGGCGGUUUUGACAUCCCUAAGAGCCCCUUUCAAAUGAUUGUGUCUGCAUUUGAUUCUAAAGGCAUCAGUGCCACUGGUAGUGGACUGCAGGAAGCAUACACUGGAGUACCUGCUCAGUUCGUGGUUCUGGCCAAACAAGAAGGACUACUAGAAGACGGAAAUCUGCAAAUCAAAGUAGCCGGAGUUGUCAACAAUGUGGAGUGCAAAGUCCGAGCUCGAGAUAAUUCCAAUGGCACGUACAACAUUGCAUACCUUGCUCAACUAGCAGGUGCUUAUCUUGUCACGAUCUUAGCAGGAGGUCACCAUAUUCCUGGCAGUCCCUUCAGACUGACGGCCACACCCGGACCUGACGCUCUAAACUGCUACAUGUACGGACCAGCCACUGAGCCACAAGCAGUUCUAACUAUUGGCAAACCGAUUGAUUUCACGGUUGAUGCUUCGGAGGGUGGUACUGGUUCACUGAGCGUGAAAGCAGUGGGUCCAGGAGGAUCAGAGGCACGAGUGUACAUGGCUAAGGCUGACAAGAAGGGCGCCUGGGACAUCAUGUUGGAUCCAGUACGACACGGCAAGUACCGUGUGAGCGUCAAGUGGUCUGGAAAGCACAUCCAAGCAAGUCCUUUUCUCCUCAAAGUGUUUCCUGGAGCAGAUGCUUCAAAAUGCAGGGCUUUUGGACCUGGUUUAGAGGAUGGCCAGGUUGGAAGAGCAAGUUCAUUCACUAUCGAGACUAGAAAUGCUGGAGCAGGCACGCUCAAAGUGAGGCUGCAUGGAGUUAAAGAUGCAUUCAAAAUCGAUAUCAAACCAGCCGAUCAGCGAGAUGUGAGAACACUGAUAGCUCGUUAUGACCCACGGAAACCUGGAGAGUACUUGGUUACCAUCAAAUGGACCGACUUGCACGUUCCGGGAAGCCCCUUCCGAGUGAAGAUUGAAGGAGAUGAGCUGACACAGGACGACAUUGACGACUCCAUGUUACGAGCUACACCACGCCACGAGGAGCUGGACUCCAUUCCUGAAGAAGAGGACGAAGAAGAAGACGUAUUGGAUCCAAGCCACCAUCCGCAACUAAAGAAAAAGAAAAGGAAGCAAAAGAGGAACAAAGGAAGACCGUUGGUGCAAGUUGUACCAGUCAUGAUUCCUAUGAUGCGUCCUGCACAACCUUACCAUCAAACGUUCCAGUCGAGCAGUCGAUCCAAUCCCCCCCGGCCAGCGAGCAAUGGGGGGGCUGGUGCUAACAGAAUGAUGACCUUCAAUGGAGUAUCUCGUCAAGGCCAACGCCCACGCACACAUGCAAGACAAACACGACAAGCACAGUACACUGGUCAAGCCAACAUACAAAUGAACACUGUUAGAGCUGGGCAAGCGAGACCGCAAAGAAGGUAUUAUUAGUAAAGCAAAGACAUAACAAACUUCAUCAUCUUUUUAUAGCUAAGUAACAUUUUAUCGUUUGUACCACUCAGCUUGUGUUAGAUUGACUUAAUAACAUUGUCAUUAGAAAACGGUUUAUGUAACAUUGAAAUUUAUGCAAGAGAAAAA